This is a messenger RNA of Thrips palmi, 1287 nucleotides long. RefSeq names its product adenosine kinase 2 (gene Adk2). Lineage: Eukaryota; Metazoa; Arthropoda; Insecta; Thysanoptera; Thripidae. Bases 179 to 1219 code for a protein of 346 amino acids. The record is from RefSeq and is a predicted model, not a curated record. The transcript is spliced from 8 exons. Gene Ontology annotation, molecular function: adenosine kinase activity. Gene Ontology annotation, cellular component: nucleus; cytosol. Gene Ontology annotation, biological process: purine ribonucleoside salvage.
CCCCUUUCCCCAGCACAGCACAUGUACAGACCGCCGUCGCCGCCCGCGUCGCAUUUUAAUUUCGAAGUAUUCAGUUCGUCUCUGGCUUGCCAGCUGAUAAGUAAAUCUGCGUCUUAAAGGAAAGCUUGUACCCGUCGGUUUGGACUAGGACACGUAGAGCAUUACCUCUGCUCCCAGGAUGUCUUCUGACUUGAAAGACGGGACGCUACUUGGCUUUGGAAAUCCAUUGCUUGAUGUUCUUGCCACGGUCACUCCUGAUUUGCUAACAAAAUACAAUCUGAAACCAAAUGAUGCUAUUUUGGCUGAUGAUUCACACAAGCCACUCAUACCCGAGAUGGUUGAGAAGUUCAAAGUAGAGUAUAUUGCUGGAGGAUCUGUUCAAAAUACACUCAGAGUAGCUCAAUGGAUUUUGAAAAAGCCCAACGUUGCUGCAUUUUUUGGCUGUGUAGGCCGUGAUUCCAACAGUGAAAUUCUUGAAAAGAAAGCAAGAGAAGCUGGAAUCAAUGUUCAGUACCAGUACAGUGACUCACUUCCAACAGGAACUUGUUCGGUUUUAGUGACUGACAAUGGCCGUAAGAGAUCAUUGGUGGCAGAUCUAUCAGCUGCCAACUGCUUUACUACAGCCCAUAUUCAGAAGCCAGAAAACAAGCAAUUAAUUGAGAAUGCCAAGUUUUUCUACAUUUCUGGCUUCUUCAUGACAGUUAGCCAGGAAACAAUAUUGACUGUUGCCAAACAUGCCCAUGAGACAAGUAGAACAUUGGCAAUGAAUUUAAGUGCUCCUUUUAUAUUCCAAUUUUUCAAGGACGGUAUGAUGGCAGCGAUACCAUAUGUGGACAUUCUUUUUGGCAAUGAAACUGAAGCUUUGACUGUAGCUAAAGAGCUCAAUUUCGGCACAACAGAUAUCCAAGAGAUAGCUGUGAAAAUUUCUGAAUUGAAAAAGGAGGGAUCCAAGCCAAGAAUGGUCAUUAUCACACAAGGCCAUGAUCCCGUCAUACUUGUGAAAGGAGGAACUAUCAAAACUUUUCCAGUAGAACAAAUUUCAGAAUCAAAAAUUGUUGACACUAAUGGAGCUGGAGAUGCGUUUGUUGGAGGAUUCUUGGCUCAGCUAAUCCAAGGCAAAGAAUUGGAUGCCUGCAUUAAAUGUGCCAUCUGGAGUGCUACUCAUGUGAUUCAGCAAUCCGGCUGUGCCUUUGAUUCCCACAUCCAUUAUUUUGGUUAAGAAACAGAUAUGUUAAAUAUCAAUGAAAUGAAUCAAAUUUGUAAUAAAAUACAUUUAGCUUGUAUCAA